AGCACACCGUUCAGAAAGACCCGCCCACCCGCUUCAUUCCUUAUGAAAGCUGCUAUCAUUAAGCUAGUCUUCUGAGCUCUCAUCACAACAAUUUUUUUUAUAUUUAAUUGUAAAGUCUGUGAAGACGUUUGACGUGUUUUCCUAACUUAAAUUUAGCUUGUCGUCAUUGGCCUUGUCUCCUCCCCUCGGAUCUCCUCAGCCAGGUAUGGCUCACCCCCAGCAGACCACAACACUGCCAACAGCCCCAGAAUCCCCUGCUCUGGGUGUCACCAUCAGCGGCAAUGUUCAGAAAUAUGCCAUGAAGAAGAAGAAGAUCCUGAACACAGAGGAGAACGAGCUGUUCGAGCUGACGCAAGCUGCUGGGAUUGCAGUGGACCAAGAGGUCUUCAAGAUCAUCGUGGAUCUACUAAAAAUGAAUGUGGCCCCACUGGCCGUCUUCCAGACAUUGAAAGCAAUGUGUGCCGGGCAAAGGAUUGCGGACACGUCAGCAUCAGACGUCUCCACAGCGUCGCAAACGGUCACAGCCCCCACCGAGCCCAGAGUAGAGGACUCACUUGUGUCUGGCAAGAGCAGUAAAAUCCCCGCACCUCUCCCCCAGCCCUCUGGCCUGCGGCCGGCGAGAGUAAACACAAAGAUUGUGGUCUACAGCCCGGCCGACGCUUGCCCUCCUCUCUCUCAAGUGCGCAGCAAAGUGGGGCAGGGCCACGUGGAGAAGGGGGGCCGGGACGGGUCCAGCCAGCGGGUGCCCCGCCAGCCCAGCGCCUCCCGCGGCCAGAAGAGCGGGAAGAGCUCAGGAAGCAGCAGCUCAUCAUCACAGCUCACCUCCAGCUGAGGCCGCGCCCACAGCAACGGCUAAACGCUAGAGAUCGGGACGCACUGGCACUAACCCAGAGGGACGUAUCAGGACAGUUUGCAUACGUAACCAUGCUCUCUGCAUUCUUCUAAUCUUGUCUUUUUUUUAAACUCUCUUUUUGUGGUUACUUGGCAAUUGCCUCUGACCCUCCUAUAAAAAUGUGGAAAUUGUAAAGCGGAUUAUAUUAUUUUUUAUUUAUUUGUUUCCAAUAAAUGUGUUUUUAUGGUUAUUUCAGGUUAUGGAGCUGUGAAUUUUGUGCCAGUGUUUCCCCCUCACAGUGUUUCCCCCAGACUGAAACUGAGAUGACCAUAUAAAGGACCCAAUAACAAAUGGGUGGGGUAAUUGGGGCGGGGGUCGGGGGGGGGGAGCUUUUGUGUUGACCUCGGGUCAAGGUAAGAAAUUGUACCAGGGCCACUUUUAGCAUGUGUGUUAAGAAACCAAUAUGAAUGUGCGGGGACAGAUACGACAGUCAUGAUUUAAAAUGAAGAAACAUCAUUACAUAUUCCAACCCUCUCACACAUCAGUAGAACCCUUAAUCGGUUCUUUUUAUGGACUCUUGCGCUCUCUGACCAGGAGCAGCUAACCAGUGACAUUUUGAAUUCCCCAAUAUCUGGAAGAGCUGAAAAAAGACUGUUAGGUUGUCUGAUACAUGGCCAAUGGAACAAGCGCACCUGAAAGGUGCACUUGUUCAGUAAGUUUGGCUUGCAUAGACCUGAAUAACCUUGCAGGAAGUUGUUUGCUGAUAAAGUAUGACGUCAGUGGCCUGAACAUGGGAAAAGGCCAUGCCAGGGCCAGUCUAAAUGAGAAGUGGGAAUCUCGCCUUGCUUAAUGUGUAGUCAAGCUGUCACAUAAAAGCAUUCUGUCUUCUGAUUUGCCUUUUAAAUCUGUUGUCUGGGCAGCACAUGUCGUCUUUAGCACAAAGUAAAUCAAAAUCCCAUGAAUCCACAGGUGAAUUUUCCAGUUCCUUCCCCCUCCCCCCUACUGUAGGUACCCCAUUUUUUCUAUUUCAUUUGUCUUUGAAAUGAAGACAGUGUUCAUUUUCCUUUUUACCCAGGUACAUUACAUUUUCAUGGGAUGUUAGGUGAAGGUUUCCCCCCCUAGUCUUAUUUUAAUAAACGUGGGCGGUCAUGUUAAAAAAAGGUGAAAAGCUUCUCGAGCAGAAUUGCUUGCACCUGUUGACUGUCUCUCACUUAAUUGGGAGGGUUAAUAGGAGAUGCUGCUGUAGGUUAGCUAAGUUCACACACUUUCAGGUCACGCUGCACAAAAUUUCCAGUAAAUGUUUUGAGAUGCUGAAAUAAUUGUUUAUAAGUGCUUCUCAUUCUUUUGGCUAAGAUCAAGCUUUGAAAUGCCCUGUACCUGAAAGUCUUCUAAAAUAAAUCGCCUGAUGCAUUUCCCUUA
Messenger RNA from Anguilla anguilla (European eel), 2251 nucleotides. RefSeq names its product mitotic spindle organizing protein 2B (gene mzt2b). NCBI's taxonomy places the organism in Eukaryota, Metazoa, Chordata, Actinopteri, Anguilliformes, Anguillidae. The coding region runs from base 206 to 832 and encodes 208 amino acids. The record is from RefSeq and is a predicted model, not a curated record. Gene Ontology annotation, cellular component: spindle; centrosome. The transcript has 5 exons.